AUGGAAACCUUGAUGGGCUUCAACCCGCUCGCUUUGGUCCGCCGCCAGAAAGUGGAGAGAAGAGACUCCCUCGAAGUCCUGCGAAGGCGUCGUAUGCACAAGGACGAAACGGCCGAGCCGUUUCCUGUGGAGAAGUGCCUGGCCUUCGUCCUCACCGCCGUCUUGGUGAUCAUCCUGAUCCUCUACGUGGUCAUCGGAUCCUAAGAGACGGCCAGGACCUCCGGUCGAUCCUGACGGACGCUGGUGGCAAAAGGAAGGGCGACGCCACCAAGACCACCACGUUCAGUCCUUCCGCCGAAGCGACCCAGGUGUCCCCAGAAGAACCGCAGACCAAGAGGAAAGCAUCCGCGCCUUCGAAGGGAAUCGUCGCCGCGCUCCUCAGUCCGAUGAAUGCUAUUGCCAACCACUUCAAGAGCGGAAAGCUCGACUCCCUCGAAAUCAUGCGGUUGUCGAUCGUACGCGCAAGCAAGGUGAAGAAACCGAGCGAGCCACCGUCGCUGCGUAAGUGCGGGUCCCCGUUCCGGUCAUCGACACCGCUGCCACGUGACUGCCACGUGACCGUGCCAGCGCCGGUGGAACAUCCCAAGACGAGCACGGCCAUGAGGGCCGCGCUCAAGAAGCACAUCAUGCGACAGCGCGAAAAGAGCAAGCAGGAACGGGAGGCCGACGCUGCCACGGAGCGAGUACGAGGCGAGCGGGAACCGAAGCGUCGCCAGGACGCGAUGACGCUCGAGGAGGUCCGCGACCAGCUGCAGCAGUCGGAGAAGCAGCUGGUCACGCUCAAGGAGGAGAAGCACAGGCUUUGCGCGCAGCUCAGCAACGUGCUGCGCGGGCCCUUGUGAAGGAGAAGGCAGCGCUGAGCCAGCACCAUCAGCAGCAGCCCCAGAACGCCGCAAUGCAGCAGCAAAACAGCUUUGCGUUCAGGAGAUGAACCGGGCGCGCUCUUAUGUACAAGUGGGCGCUAUUGAAGUAUAGUUGGCGCUAUUAGUAAAUAACGCUAUUAAACGCUA
Messenger RNA from Dermacentor andersoni, 1010 nucleotides. NCBI's taxonomy places the organism in Eukaryota, Metazoa, Arthropoda, Arachnida, Ixodida, Ixodidae. The record is from RefSeq and is a predicted model, not a curated record.